UCUAUCGGAUGUCUCCAGGCGAGCUUGAUGAGCUUCGCCGACAUCUCAAGGAACUCGCCGAGUGUCUCUCCUUAUGGGUCUCCAGUUUUAUUUGUGCCUAAGAAGAAGGAGGGAACCCUUAGGCUGUGCAUUGACUAUAGGGGCCUCAAUGCCAUCACCGUCAAGAACAGAGAGCCCCUACCGCGCAUCGACGAUCUGCUAGAUAGAAUGCAAGGGUGUCGGUACUUCAGCAAGAUAGAUUUGAAGUCCGGGUACCAUCAAAUUGCCAUACGGCCCGAGGAUCAACACAAAAACGCUUUUCAGACCAGGUGCGGUCUGUACGAGUUUGUGGUGAUGCCUUUUGGUCUUUGCAAUGCUCCUGGCACCUUUCAGCACGCUAUGAAUUGGAUAUUCCAUGACUACUUGGAUAAGUUUGUCRUCGUGUACCUCRAUGWCAUACUUAUUUUYAGUAAGACUGUCGAGGAACAYRURGCAYAYUURGACAAAGUYCUCRGYCUCCUGCGACAGCACAAGUUCAAGAUCAAYGGKGARAAGUGCGAGUUUGGCCGCACCCGURUCUUGUACUUSGGUCAUGAGAUYUCYGCGGARGGRUUGAAGCCCGAUGACGCGAAGGUGGCUAGCAUUCGUGAUUGGCCACGUCCUCAGUCUGUGACUGAGAUGAGAUCUUUCUUAGGAAUGACAGGCUACUAUAGGACUUUCGUUAAGAAUUACAGCAUAGUGGCGGCUCCUUUGACUGAUCUGACCCGCCUUGACAACCCUUGGGAAUGGACAGAUAAGUGCGAGGCUGCUUUCAGACAUCUGAAACAUGCACUGACGCACUAUGAAGUCUUGAAACUUCCUUAUCCUGACAAGCUGUUUAUAGUCACAACGGAUGCCAGCCAAUAUGGCAUUGGCGCCGUGCUUGCGCAGCAGGAGGGGCCAAAGUUGAGACCAGUAGAGUACAUGUCCAAGAAAAUGCCGUCUCAGAAGUUGGCUAAGUCCACUUAUGAGAAGGAACUCUAUGCGGUGUACAAGGCUCUCACCCAUUGGAGACACUAUCUCCUUGGGCCGUUCUUCAUCCUCCGGAUUGAUCAUCAGACCCUGAGAUGGAUGGGAACACAACCGGUACUCUCUGAUGCUCUCAAGCGUUGGAUCGAAGUCAUUGAGCAAUAUGACUUUGACCCUCAGUAUCUCAAAGGGGAGUACAACAAGGUUGCUGAUGUCUUGUCACGCAGACCGGACUUCUCAGGUGCAUUGAUUACUGAGUUCGAUCUGACGGACGAUGUUACUCAGUCUUUGGUGGAAGCCUAUCGUCAGGACCAGUUUAUGUCUGAGAUUAUACGCAGACUUGAGGCGAAGGAUAAGAAGACCUCCGCCGAGUUUGAGUUGGUCAAUGGAUUGUUGUUCUUAGAGAAGGCAAGGAAUAAACGCUUGUGUGUCCCAAAUAGCGAGCCUUUGUGUAGUUUGUUUUUAGGCGAAUGUCAUGAUGCCACCGACCAUUUUGGGUACAAGAAGACCGCAGCCAACUUGCUGCAGCGGCUCUAGUGGCCAACGAUGAUGAAAGAUGCACAACUGUACGUGGAAACUUGUCAAGUAUGCCAAAGAGACAA
Messenger RNA from Chara braunii, 1589 nucleotides. Lineage: Eukaryota; Viridiplantae; Streptophyta; Charophyceae; Charales; Characeae. The record is from the annotation of a GenBank genome assembly.